Molecule: messenger RNA, 754 nt
Organism: Saccostrea cuccullata (small rock oyster)
Lineage: Eukaryota; Metazoa; Mollusca; Bivalvia; Ostreida; Ostreidae
Product: protein lin-37 homolog
Exons: 7
Biological process (GO): negative regulation of transcription by RNA polymerase II
Cellular component (GO): transcription repressor complex; Myb complex
Source: RefSeq, a predicted model, not a curated record
UCAUAAUUUUUCGGCAUUGAGUCAAAUAUGGCGGAAAAUUUAUUUGUUUUAUUUAAAUAACUUUAAAUUAAAAUUUAACAAGAUUUAUAUUAAAUAUAAUUGUAAUUUUAGGAGUUUAUGUAAAUUUACAGAAAAUGUCUAUGUCAAAGAACAAACAGAACUUGGCUGAAGUUGUCUCAGCAAGAAAUAGAUUUGAUGCCACAUUACAACUUUUAGUGGACAAAAGAGAUGAGGGGCAAGAAUCUAGUGAUGAAGGCGGUGAAAUUGAUAUUUGUCUCAGUGAGCCAUCUCCAAUGCAGUCUCCAAGUAAGCGUGCGUCUACCACUAGAGGGAAAAAAAGAAAGCGAGCAAAGGACGAUUCUGAUUACGAGCCCGGACAAUACCAGCACACAUACAUUAUGAAGCUGUUUGAUCGCAGUGUGGACUUAGCGGUCUUUGAUGAAGAUUCUCCACUCUACCCAAUUUGUCGCGCUUGGCUGAAAAACAACCCACACAGUAGAGAGCCUCCCCCCCACUCCCCCUCCCCAGAGCCCGAGUCAGCACCUGCCAGUGAAGAGGAGACUGAACGAAUUCCAGAUAUUUACAAAAUGCCACCCCCAAUAAAACAGGAUCCUGAUGACCAUACUGACUACAGGAUUCCCCACCCCGUGCCUCAACCUAAGACAUUUUUCUUUAUAUCGGACGCAGAUGAUGCUCCCCCGGCAGAAAGUCUCCUCCUAAAACACAUGGAGAGGUGGAAACAGGUCAGACAGAG